Molecule: messenger RNA, 2814 nt
Organism: Aspergillus terreus NIH2624
Lineage: Eukaryota; Fungi; Ascomycota; Eurotiomycetes; Eurotiales; Aspergillaceae
Product: Zn(II)2Cys6 transcription factor
Exons: 4
Coding region: 1-2814 (937 amino acids)
Biological process (GO): regulation of DNA-templated transcription; DNA-templated transcription
Cellular component (GO): nucleus
Molecular function (GO): DNA-binding transcription factor activity, RNA polymerase II-specific; DNA binding; zinc ion binding
Source: RefSeq, a predicted model, not a curated record
AUGUCGAACUACUACGUGGGACCUUUUGGGCUCCCUGGAUCUCAUCCAUACCAGCUCCCGCCGCCUCGCACCACACCGUCUUUACAAUUUGGAUCGGACCCAUUUCUACACCAGCGGAGCACAGGAGAGCGGAACGGCCCCGGAGGCGUUCUGCCCAGCAGCUCGAAGGGUGAACAACUUCCCUCCGUCAGCCAGCUGUUAACUCCCGCGCCCAUUGACAGCCGCCCGCCAUCCCCAUACAACCCCACUACCUUCGGUAUCUACACGUCUCCCAACGGGAACAAGGGCUCCCCACAACCUAGCUUUCAUAACGACACGGGGCCAUCCCCCGUCCUUCGCCGAAAUGGGGUGCAUGAUCUCUCUCGCGUCCCAUCGGAUCUUGGUUCCCAGACCGGGUCUCUACCCCCACUUUCUCAGAUCUCUGCGCUAGGCCUUGCGCGCGAGGGACAGCCCAAUCACGCAAGUCAGGCGGGCUAUGCGGUGCAACAUUUACAAUACGGCGCGAAUCCAAGCCAUGGGUUCAGAACCUUUGAGAGGGAAUCAGAUGGUACCCCAAUGGAUACCGCAGAUCCUGGAGAGCCUUCAUCAAAUAGAAACAAACAGGCAAAAGUUCGCCCGCACGUUGUGGACGAGAGAUAUAUAGAAGGGGAGGGCUUGUGCUACAUCUAUGCGGACGGAUCUCAUUGUCCUAAAGUGAUCGACGGCGUCCCGGUUAACGCCAACUGGGGGAUCACCAAGGCCGGCAAACCAAGAAAGAGACUAGCACAAGCAUGUCUGACUUGCAGAGAAAAGAAGAUCAAGUGCCAGCCGAAUCUUCCGAAAUGUGAUCAGUGUCAGAAAUCCGGACGGGAGUGUCGGUUUGAGAGCGCACCCCGGGGCCAUCGAGCCUUGAAAGCAUCCCACAUUGCCAAUCGGACUGACCGCCGAGACAGCCUGUCCUCUGGAAGCUACAACUUCUCCGUUUCCUCCAACUCAUUGUAUACCCUGCCACGGGCAUCAGAAAGUGCGACGUCUCUACCCGGGACUAAUUCCCAGUCCCCUAUUUCUGACGGCUCUAUGCUCACACCUUCUGCGAUGGACAGCACGCAGGAGAGUCUAGGAGAGUCUGAGUACCCAUACAAGCCCCGGACACAAAGCUUUGGUCGCGUGUCGAUCGGAGCCGAGGGACUAUCCAGAAAUCUUGGACCUAAUACAACCCCCGAUUACAGCGAGAUCUUGAUGGAGAUCAAGGAUCUGGAUCCUCAGGACCCCCUCGCCUGCGACUGGAGCAUCGAUCCAUACGAAGCGGACCCAGAACUGGCCGUCCACUACGUUGAAAGCUACUUCACAUACGUGAACGAUCGACUUUAUUACCUCUUUCCCCGGCGACCAUUCAUCCUCUGGCUGAAGUCAUCCGAUAAGAAGUCCCUGGACGAUAACAUGUUACUCUAUUCGAUGAUGGCAUUGGGCUCGAUAUUUUCCGAUCGCCCAGAUCGGCUGAAGGCGUUGAAAAGAUACUCUCGUACUGCGCGAUACGCGGUCGAACACAGCCAGCAUAAUCUUUCCUUGCAGCUGGCUCAGAGUAGGAUCAUCCUGAGUCUUUGGUAUUACGCCAUUGGUGCGCAUGUCAAGUCGUGGGAUGCCGUGGGAGCGGCGGUUCGAACAGUGAGCGGGCUACGGUACAAUGUCGAAUCGGGUGGAGUUAUCGUGGAGCAGACACAACCGUGUGAGUAUGGGCUGCAUCCCCAGGCGUUGAUUGAAUGUCGGCGGCGCACAUUUUGGAUUGCGUUUUUGCUGGAUCGUCUGUCAUGCUUUUAUACCCCGUCCUCGACAUUUAUCUCUUCACAAACGGCCUUUCUGAGACUUCCUUGCCGGGAAGAGGUUUACGAGCGUCAGGAGUACACCACCGUCCCUUAUUUUCAAAACUUCCUGAACCAGCUGCCCGUGUCACCGGAAGACGAAUACUCUGGCCUCAGCACAAUGGCAAUCCUCAUAGAUAUUCUGUCUCUCUGGGGUGAUGUGUCUGACCACGUGUUCCGGCUGUCGUUGAUCCCCGCUGAGGCAUACAGCCGGCUGUUCGAGGAGUUCCACUCCACCACUGUCCGGCGAUCAGAGGAGUGGAUCGCGAGACUACCCGACGACCUGGCCUUCACGGCCGCAAACAUGCAGCGCAGCAUUCGCGCAAAGAAAGCGGAUGCAUUUAUUUCAAUUCACAUGCUAUUCCACGCGACAUUGAUGAAGCUGAACCGCCACGCUCGGUACCAGAACCUGCCCGAUGGCAUGCUUGACCGGUACAUCCACACCACGCGCAGCCACGCCGUGGAGGUUCUCCGGCUCUGCCUUGCUUUGUUCCGCUACGCAGCGGAGUACGAAUCCUCGCGGAUGGUCUUGGACGCAGCGCAGCCGAGGGGCAUACUCUUGAAUCCCUUCCUGGGCUACGUGAUCGUGUCUGCCGUGGAUGUUCUCAGCGCCGGUGGGCUGAUGGUUGAGCUCUCCGAGUGUGUCAACCUCAUCAAAGAUGGCCUCGUGGCUGUCCGGGAGCUCAGUCGCUUCUGGGACGGCUCUAUUCCCCUGGUGUCCCUCGUGGAAAACAGGCUAGAAGCCAUGGUUGAGUGCGUCCAGCACCCACUGGACGCCGAGGGCAAGGUGGCUUUCCUUAUGAAUGGCCCGUCCUUGGAUAGCCAGAUCCGCACGAGUGCCCAGAAACAGGACCUCGCCGGCAGCGAGGAUCUCAUGUAUGGGGGCUUGCCGCGCGAGCGGUUUUUCCGUGCGUUGGAUGUGGGAAAUGUCCCAUUUUCUGAUGAGCACAUUCUCUGGAUCGGAGAAUCCAGCUGA